Molecule: messenger RNA, 3354 nt
Organism: Arabis nemorensis
Lineage: Eukaryota; Viridiplantae; Streptophyta; Magnoliopsida; Brassicales; Brassicaceae
Source: the annotation of a GenBank genome assembly
AUGCCGCGUAAACCUAGACGCAAUGUGCCGGAGAUUCUAUGGAGGUUAUUCGGAAAGAAAGCAAGGAAUUUAAAAGACACAAUAGUAGAUCUGAUUCCUGAUCGGAAUAUCCAGCCGGAGAAAUGUCGGUGCCGGAGCAAAGGUUGCCUCCGAUGCAGCCGCGAUAAACCGUCGUUUCUGUUGCGUCCCGAUGAUCCCAGUCACUACCGUAAACUUGUUCACAGAUGCUUCGUCGUACUUCACGAACAGACUCCUCCGCUUCUGGAUUUUUCGCCAGCAUCUUGGUGGUCACAGAGAGAGAUUCUUGAAAGGAUUAUUGAAAUUAUGAAAUCUGGACGUGGUUGUCAAAAUGUGAUAUGUGCCAGAUAUGACAAGUAUGAUCAGUCGAGUCCUAUGCUGGAGUUAUUGACAAGUUCGUCUUGGGAGUUUCUUCUCAACCGGGUCGGUCAUGAUUUGAUGGUUUAUCUUCUACAGCACACAUCAAUAUUCUUACCAUGGCUAGGAAAGAAACACCAGCAAGUGUCUGGACCUCCUCUAGAUAUCAAUCAAAAGGAGACAUUGUCAGUCCACGAAAACAAAAGAAAGAGGAAUGACAAUGUGCUGCCAUCAGAGAAAAGGCAGCGGCUUUCUUCAGCUGUCAAUGACUGUCCUAAGGAUAACUCUGCAGCUGUUACGUCCAUAGUUCCUAUGGAAGUAGGCCAACGUAGAGGGGAAAAACCUAGCAAGCGUUCAAGAUUGUACCUUAAGCGCCGGCGAAAGCAGAGACAGGUCAAUUUCCAAAAAGUUGACAAUGUUGCACCUUGUAUAACUUCUUGUACAAAUGGUAAAGCCUCAACUAAGAACGGAGCUGAUGAAAGGAAUCGUCACAUCAGUAUAAAUGGAAGUCUCACUGAAUUUCCAAAGCAGGUAAACAGAAAGCAACAUUUCAAGUUCAAAUACUCAGAAACGUCUUCAAUUAUACCACCAAAGCACAUAUUAAGAACCUCAAGGGCCAACUGCUCUGAUUCAAGGCUCCUAAUGAACCAUAUAUUUGGUGAAGUAAAUGCUUGGUCAACAGCUCCAUCUCAUGGCAAAGGCAAUUGUCCCAGUGGAUCUAUAUGCUUAUACCAUUCAUUGCUCAAGUCUUUUAAAAGUCUACUAGGAAAAACAAAGUCCUCACAUUUGAAAACGUUACUAGAUAAACACUGUCCUGUUCGCUUGCUACAAGAGGAUGCAUUGAAGUCCGCAAAUGUGACUUCCCAGAGUUCCUUGGAUCUACAUCAUGGAUCAAGUUCAGAAGGCAAAACCAAAUGUCCUAGUGUUGAAGAAACGAGGCUGUAUUGCACGAAUAACCAAGUAGUUUCCUUUAUUUGGGCCAUCUGUAAGUACAUCAUUCCAGAAAGUUUGCUUGGGACCACUCAUCAGAUGAGGGUUCUUAGGAGAAACAUAGCCUGGUUUAUUUCUAGGCGAAGAAAUGAGAAAUGCACAGUGAAGCAAUUUUUGCAUAGAGUGAAACCAUCAGAUUUCCCAUUCUUCGCCAAAAAACAGUUAUGCUGUAUGGCCAAAGGACAUGGACUCCAAAAUGAGUCAAUGAGAAGUACACAACAGAUGCUAUGCACGAAAUGGAUUUCUUGGAUUUUCUUAGAGAUUGUCAGGAAAUUGGUGCUCUUCAACUUCUAUGUCACCGAAAGCCAAGAAGGGCGGCUAAACGUUUUUUACUACCGAAAAUGCAACUGGGAACGGUUAAUAAGCAAAGAAAUCAGCAAAAUUCUUGAUGGAUAUGUCCAAGUGGACAAUGCUGAAGCUGAAAGUAGAAGGAGAAAAAUGGCGUUAUCGAAGUUUAGACUUUUACCAAAAGCAAAUGGUGUAAGGAUGGUGUUAGAUUUUAGUUCCUCGUCAAGGUUGCAAUCUCUGCGUGAUACACAUGCUGUAUUGAAGGACAUUCAGCUCAAAGAACCAGAGGUCCUUGGGUCCUCUGUCUUUGACCAUGAUGAUUUCUACAGAAAUCUAGGCAGAUAUCUGAUCCACUUGAGGAGUCAAUCUAGAGAAGUUCCUCCUUUGUUCUUUGUGGUUGCAGAUGUGUUCAAAGCAUUUGAUUCAAUCGACCAGAGUAAGCUGCUUCGUGUCAUGCAAUGUAUCCUGAAAGAUGAAUAUAUCUUAAACAGAUGUAGGUUGGUCUGCUGUGGAAAGAGAUCACGUUGGGUAAACAACGUACUAGUCUCGAGUGAUAAAAAUGCUACCUUUUCAAGAUUCACAUCAACUGUUCCAUAUAAUGCUCUGCAAAGUAUCAUAGUUGAUCAGGGAGAAAACCAUGUAUUAAGGAAAAAGGAUGUGAUGCAUUGGAUAGAAAAUAUGCUAAAGAACAACAUGCUGCAGUUGGAUAAAAGCUUCUAUGUAAAAAUAGCUGGGAUACCUCAGGGACACAGGUUAUCACCUUUGUUAUGUUGUUUCUACUACGGGCAUCUUGAGAGGACUUUGAUCUAUCCAUUCCUCGAGAAAGCCUCUAGAGAUGCAUCAGCUAAAGAAUGCAAUAGAGAGAAAGAGCAAAUUACUCCCCCGAGCUAUAAGUUACUGAGAUUUACCGAUGACUACCUCUUUGUCUCUACUUCGAAAGAUCAGGCAGCUAGCUUCUAUCACAGGUUGAAGCAUGGAUUUCCAGAUUACAAGUGCUUCAUGAACGAAAAGAAAUUUUGCAUAAAUUUCGAAGAUGAAGGAGAGUCUAGGUGUUCUUCUAACAAGAUGUAUGUGGGUGAUAAUGGAGUUCCUUUCAUCAGAUGGACGGGUUUGCUUAUUAAUUCCCGCACAUUCGAAAUUCAAGUUGACUACACAAGGUACUUGAGUGGCCAUAUAAGCUCAACCUUUUCAGUAGCCUGGCAGAACAAACCAGUUAAAAACCUUGGGAGAAAAAUGUGUUACUUCUUGGUUCCCAAAUGCCAUCCCGUUCUCUUCGACUCGAACAUCAACUCUGGAGAAAUUGUCAGGUUAAACAUCUAUCAGAUCUUUUUGUUAGCUGCAAUGAAGUUUCACUGUUAUGUCUACGAAUUGUCCCGGUUUUGGAAGCUUCAUCCUCAAACGUUGUCCAAAUUUAUCACAAGAUCUAUCAGGUACAUGUUCAGACACAUGACUCGAAGGAUGAACAAAAUCAACACUGGUUCUAGUUUCAGACCAGUUCUUAAAGUGAACAAAGAAGAAGUGACAUGGCUUGGAUUACACGCUUUUAUUCAAGUUCUGAAGAAGAAAAACUCACGAUAUCGAACACUCUUGAUCUCUUUGAAAUCUGCAUUUUCGAAACACAAUCUUUCUCAUCUAUCACCGGAAUUGUACUAUGCAACGGAUCGGUCAAACUCUUCUUCGCUGUGGAAAUUGAAGUACUGA